AAACUAGUAGCUGUGUGAUUUACUUCUUAUUCGACAAAAAAAAACAAUAACAUGCUCACAACAUUUUACGAAAAUCGGUUUAAACUGUAGAAAAUUAAUUUAAAAAAAAAUCAAAUACUCAAAAUUGAAAUAAAGUACGGUAUUGUUACAGGUAAAUUUAAUAAAUGUGAACUUCAAAAAUAAUGGUUGGAAUAACAUUAUAAGCAUGGGGCAUUGGUCAGACAUAUUUUAUAGUCAAAGUAAGUUUCCUCUGCUAACACACACAAUAUCGAACAUUGAAAACGAAGAUCAUUAUAUUGAAGAUACGGUACCAUAUCAUUCAAAUAUUAUUGUUAUCAAUUGUUUAAACUUUGAAGAAUUUGAGGAGUCUUUAACAAAAACAACAGAAAGUCCGUAUUGGCAUCCUUUAGGAAAUAUUGUUGUUCUGUUUAGAACCUUUCAAAACGACAUAACUGUAUCAAAAAUAUUCUUUAUUUUGUGGUAUUUCAAAUCUCCUAAUGCUGCAAUAAUACAAUAUGACGAUGACAAAGAAGUAUUAUUUUUGUCAAGUUACGAGCCUUAUGUGUACGAAAACUACACACUUCCAUUAGUAUUUGGAUGUUGGACUACAAAAAAAAUCGGCAUACCAGUUGAUGGUUUUCAAAAUGGAUUCACGUGUGAAGAAGAAUGUUAUAAUGUAUCUUCUCAAUCAAAAUUUCGAGCUAACAAUCUGGGCACCUGCAUUGGAUUUUAUACUCGAUUGAUACCUUACAGUGAGUUAAAAACUGUAACCAUUCUUGAUUUGUUUGAGCCCAAAGGCAGAAAUCUCCACGGGUUUCCUCUACGAGCCUUUACGACAGAAGUUAAACCAUUUCUUACAAUAGAAGAGGAAACAAAUAAUACAUAUUCAAUUGGAUCAAGAGAUGGCGAAUUGUGGAGAGCUAUGGCAAAAGUCAUGAAUUUUACUAUUGAUCUAUCUCCGAGCGUUAGUGUCAUGAAACUGCCAUUUAAUUUCGAAUUAAAUAUCCAACACAUUUUUUCAUUCGCGCAUAGGAAGGCAGAUCUUUUCCUUAUACCCAUAUAUCAAAUGGAUUUAAUAAUUGUAGCAUUGGAUCAAACAUUUAUCAUAGCUGAUAGUGGAGUUUGUUUAGCUGCUCCUAGAGCAGAAUUCGAAACUAUUUUGUUUGAUUUUAAACUCUUACAGAACAAUUACACCAUGAUCAUAAAAUUCAUUUUUAGUUUUUUAGGAUCUUGGAUAGUGUUUUCAGUAUUCAAUAUUGCAGAAAAAGGUGACAUAAGUUUAGAUCAAAUAGGAAAGGAUUUCCUAAAUUGUAUACGAAAUAUUUUAGUUAUUUCAUUGUUAAAACCUUCUAAAAAGGGGUCCUUUCGAAUAUUUUUAGGCUUUAGUCUGUGGAGCUACUUCAUUUUGAAUUUUGCCUCUCAAGCAGCUAUAACUUCUUUCUUCACGGCCAUGAAAAAAGGAAAGGAAGUAGAAACUUUCGAAGAUGUAAUUCAAAAGGGUUAUAUUAUUGAAGGUAUGGCAUCACCAGAUGUAGUCCUUCCAGAUACAGAAGAACAAUUCAGAAAGAUUAACUCCAAACUAGUACCAAUUAACAAUUUAUUUACAUGUAUAGAAAGAAUGAAAAAUGAUAGCAGGAGAUUUUGUCUCAUAGAUUGUGAAGUGGGACGGUAUUUGGAACGAAAUGAAUUAAAUUAUAAAGGUCAACAAUAUUUACAUAUAAUUAAAGACAAAAUACAUAAUCACUAUUUAAAUAUGAUAUUUCCUAAACAUUCACCCAUGACAGAGCAUUUUAACAAACAUAUGAUGGCAAUAUUUGAAGGGGGCCUUGUAAGAAAAUGGGAACAAUAUCGUUUUAGUGAACUAAAACAAGAGAUUCCAGUAAAGCCUUUAGGCAUGGAAGAACUUUCAAGUAUUUUUAAAUGCUAUUUUCUUUUUUUGGGUUUCACUUUUAUUUUGUUUGCUACCGAAGUAAUUUUUGGUAAUUUGAACAAAAUUGUAAAAAGAAAGGGACGUAGUUACUCUUAAUUUAUAGUGAUAAACGUGUAGGACAUUGAGCAAUGUGAGGGAUUAGAGUAUUGUUGUACCCAUUGAAUAACACUCAGAUUUAUAUUUUUAAACCCAUAAUAUAAUUUAAUUCUUCUGUACAAAUAGGUUUAUAAGCUUUAAAAAAACUGUGACUGUAUUUCAAAUCAAAUCUAUAAUUCCCUCGGGAGGUAAAUCAAUCAUAACUGCAUUUGCAUUGUAUUUUUAAACUCUGAUGUUGCUCUGAUGUCAAUACCAAACUAUGUAUGCACUUCACAAUUCACAUUCCUUUACUUGCCCAAUUACGUUAACCAACCUAUACGUUUUGCAUUACAUUUCUUUCCUCAAUGUUUUAAACGACAGUGACGCAUAAAUAGAUAACAAAUCACAAAGUAAAUGUGGCAUGGAAUUGAGCAGAACAAAGUGAGGCGUGUCAUUAUAUUGUUACAUUUAUACAGUUGUGAGGAGUGUUAUUUAAUAUUGUGUGUUGGAUUUACUGUAAUGCUAUGUUACUUAUUUGAUCAAUAGAAUAAUAAAUAAAUAAUUAUAUACGUCA
Messenger RNA from Cydia pomonella (codling moth), 2579 nucleotides. RefSeq lists its product as uncharacterized. The record is from RefSeq and is a predicted model, not a curated record. Lineage: Eukaryota; Metazoa; Arthropoda; Insecta; Lepidoptera; Tortricidae. The transcript has a single exon. The coding region runs from base 206 to 2026 and encodes 606 amino acids.